UAUCAAUGGCACUUGAGUCCACUGGGUGAUUGGAUCAGUCAGCGGCUCUCUGAUUGGCUGCCGCGUGCGUCACCGAAGAGGCUGCAUGAGCUGCUUCGUGCGGACCGAAACUAAACGCGGUGUGUAGUCUUUGUCAAACAAUACCAAGCGGACUAUAUACCGUUUCGGAACCGACGUCGAGCAUGUUCAUGGAUUCUAUCACGUCGUCGUGAUUCAUCCACGACCGGCCGCCUCUCUUCUUUUACCCCCCGCCCCGCCGCCGCACCGAAGCAUCCCUCGCCACCUCCGAGGUUCUCUCCUGCGCAAUCAUGGGCACCGUGCUCUCCAUCUCCCCUGCCACCAAGAAGGCGAUGGACGCAGACGUUGUCGACAAGGGCGACAAGAGCCUCAAGCGGCCAUCCAUGUUCGUGUCGCUGUCGUGGAAGAAGCUCGUGGCCAGCUCCGCUAAGAAGAGCGCCAAGAAGGUGACCCCCAACCCGAACCCGCCAUGCGUUCAGGUCGCCCAGCGAAACAGUGAGAACACCCGGAAAACACUUCAAACCGAGGAGCGCAAGCAGCGUGCCCCCAUCCCGGUGCCGGUGCCGACGGUGCCCACGCAGAAGCCCCCGGCGGCGGUGGUGCAGAAGCAAGGCAGCAGCCCGUCUGUGGUGUCGCCGCGGCGGAUAGUCAUCCAGGCUUCCACCGGGGAGCUGCUGCGCUGCUUGGGGGACUUUGUUUGCCGCCGCUGCUACAAGCUGAAGGAGUUAAACAGCGGCGAGGUCAUCCUGUGGUUUCGGAACAUUGACCGGACUCUGUUGCUGCAAGGCUGGCAGGACCAAGGCUUCAUCACGCCGGCCAACGUGGUGUUCGUGUACCUGCUAUGCGAGGCCACUCUGGAGGAGAGCGUGGCCAGCCCGGCCGAGCUGCAGGGCGCCUUCCAGACCUGCUUGUACCUGGCCUACUCGUACAUGGGCAACGAGAUCUCGUACCCGCUCAAGCCCUUCAUGAUUGAGGCCAACAAGGACGUGUUCUGGGAGACCUCGCUGGGCAUCAUCGACCGGCUCAGCGGGAAAAUGCUGCAGCUCAACGCGGACCCGCACUUUUUCACCGAGGUCUUCCAAGAGCUCAAGAGCCAGCGGGACUGCAACGAGGCCAGCCUGGACCGCUGACUCGUCGGACUCGGUGAACGAAUGGAACAGGAGGAAAUCACUGUAGGGCGGCUUUGAAUGUAAAGGCCAAUCCUAAAGGCUGGAUCUCGCUAAUGCGGCAUUAGUGUGUUUUAGACAGCAGGAGAAUUCAUUACUCGUGCAUGCGUGCAAUCAAUGGUGUAUUGUCCUUCCUAGAUUCUUAGUUACAAACGACAUUUCAAUGUUAAUUUCAUUCCGAGGGAUGAAGUGGCGGUCAAGAUGAGCUCUCCAAGGUGCUGACCUGUGAGCAACAGGCAGAAUUUAACUGUACGCCCCGAGAUACGAGUUCAAUGCGUGAUGCAAAAGACUCGUAUCGUUAAAAAAAAAAAAAAAUUAAUUCCUCAUGCCAUAUAAAGCUUUCUCCAUUAUGUGUUGGCAUCAAGCUAGAGGGCGCUGUGACUUGAGUUACUCAUAUUUCAAGGGAUCCAUUGUAUUUGGACGCCAAAGCACUAAAAACAAGUUUUUUUUUUUUUUUUUUUUUUUUUAAUUCUUCAGUAGUCUAUCUGAAGGACAAUGCACAUUGAUAUUAACUUUUGGGAUAUUAGAAUAGAACCUUAAAAUGUUAGGAAGCCACAUUGCUGCAUGGCUAUUUUCAUACAUGGUAUAGACAUUUUGAAUGAUGUUGAAGGGGUGAUUUAAUCCAAACAAGACUGUCAAGGUCUUUUUUUCUCUACCAUAUAUUACAGUUGAUUGUCUAAAAAUGUGCAGUGGUGCUUUGAGAUACGAGUUUAAAUCACUUGUAUCCCGAGAUGUCAUCCAAUUGAAUUAAAUGGACAUAAAAUAAAUGUGUUCUAGGCCAACAACAACACUGACGUGUUGCUUUUAACUCAAAUAGGCUACCAUUGAGGAUGAUAGAAAUGCCUGGCAAAGGUCAUUCGCGAAUGAUCGCUGCCAGCCUAUCCCAAUCCAAAGGGAAGAGACGACUAUCGCCGUCAAUGGCACUGGAACACCAUUGAUCAACUGAGUAUUUUUUUUUUUAGCACCAGCUAUUUAUAUUGUCAUUCCACAGCAAAAAAAACGACGAGAAUUGAUGGCAGCCCUAAUGUUGUGUAGUUCGCCAGGUGCCAUCUAGCAAUAGGAGUCUGAAGUACAUGCAAGACAAAAUGACCUUGGGAAAAACUUGUCAUUUAAGGUACUCAUAUCUCAAGGCACCACUAUAUUAAGAGGAAUGUAAUUUUUUUGUUCUCAAAGAAAAUACUUGGACAAUCUCGUAUGUGCCAAUUGUUUCAUUGUCUUUGCCUGCAACAUAUGGUUUACAUAAUAUUUUCCAUUUUAUUCUUUUAUCAAAAAGACAUGAAUGCUAUUUUGGGGGGGGGGGGGGAUUGACACUAUGUAAAUAAUGAAUGUGAGUCUGUACAAUUGUAUUAUUUGCACAUUUGUGUGUGUUUAUAAAUCGGUACAAGAGAAAUGAUCACAUGCCUCCGAAAGCAACUUUUAAAAUGUCUUGGUAUCAUCAUAGUUCUGUAUUUAUGAUCAUUGUUGGUAUGUUGUUGUGUUGUAAAGCCAUUGCUCGGAGCGGAAUGUCAUGCUGCUACUUUUUGCACAGUUGUGAACAAACCUCGUUUUGCACACCAUUUUUGGUCAUGUACCAACAGAUGCUGGAUCACUGGCCAUUCAUUUUUGGAACCUGCAGCUAUGAAACAAGGACAAUCACCUGUGAACCCCGUAUUUUGUACAGCUCAUUUCCCGAUCUGACUGGAAGUUGUUACUCGGUGUGUAGUUGGCCUGUGUGACGCGCUAGUCUUCAACUACAUAUCAAUUCAUUCUUGCUUCAUGUUGAUACAGUAAAUGGUCAGUGCAGUUAAUGUUUAUGGUGACCAGGGUGAAAUAAAUUAUUUCAAAGAUUAACCCAUGCAUAUUACUUUUGUGUUUAUUUUAACCAAUCGACAAAAAGAAUAGUAUGAAUGAAAUACUAUCAUGAUUAAGCAUGUGCAAUGGCGCCUUUUGUGAAUUGAUAGAAGCUUCCUC
Corythoichthys intestinalis (scribbled pipefish) is the source of this 3134-nucleotide messenger RNA. RefSeq names its product cyclin dependent kinase 5, regulatory subunit 2b (p39) (gene cdk5r2b). Gene Ontology annotation, molecular function: cyclin-dependent protein serine/threonine kinase activator activity; protein kinase binding. The transcript has a single exon. Gene Ontology annotation, biological process: axon guidance; brain development. Gene Ontology annotation, cellular component: growth cone; cytoplasm; protein kinase 5 complex. Lineage: Eukaryota; Metazoa; Chordata; Actinopteri; Syngnathiformes; Syngnathidae. The record is from RefSeq and is a predicted model, not a curated record. The coding region runs from base 309 to 1148 and encodes 279 amino acids.